AUGGUAUUUCCUGGUGAGCGAGACUGCAUGGCGACGAACCAUGAGAGACCGAGGAAGACUCUCCACAAUUUCACGUUCUCGAGCUGGGGGUUUCAGCAAAACAUGAGGUGCAUGAAGGUCGACGGUGCCUCCAGCGCCGCCGUUGACUACCGGAAUGGAGGUAGCGAGGUAGGGCUCGAGGAGUUUAGGGAGAAGCUGAUGAUGGAUAUUAGAACAGUUAAGGAGUCGAUGUUUAGGGUUUACGAAGAGGAGAGUGAAUCAGAACAACGGAAAGAGAUGGAAAGAGAGAUUUCUCCGGCCGUGGAGGUGAAGCCGUGGAAGUUAAGAAAGAGAAGAGAAGUGUGCAAGGCUCCUUUUAUUGUCGAGGAGGAAAGAGUGGGUAUGUCGAUGAGGUCCAAGUUUAUCUCCACGUUGUCUAAGAAAGAGGUGGAAGAUGAUAUGAUGAUGAUGAUGGGUCAUCCACCACGGCGACGACCCAAGAAACGUCCUAGAACACUUCAGAAAAAGAUCAACGUAUAUCCAACUCUGAACUCUCUCUCUUCUUCUUUGUUGUAG
Eruca vesicaria subsp. sativa (arugula) is the source of this 555-nucleotide messenger RNA. NCBI's taxonomy places the organism in Eukaryota, Viridiplantae, Streptophyta, Magnoliopsida, Brassicales, Brassicaceae. The record is from the annotation of a GenBank genome assembly.